AUGGCCCAGAACCACGAGGAUACCGUGGCCGAGCUCCACGAGACGUUGGGUGAGCUCGAGAAGAAGCAGCCGUUGUCAGAGAAGACUGAUGCCGAAUCCGGCCCUACUCCUGACGGCGCUGAGCCCAAUGAGUACGAGAAGAGCACCCUGAAGCGUGUUGGCGAGAGCCUGCCCGCUUCGGCCUUCCUCAUUGCCGUCGUUGAGCUCACGGAGCGCUUCACCUACUACGGCGCCCAGGGUCUGUUCCAAAACUACAUCAGCAAUGAUGCGAACGGUCUGGAUGGCCCCAAGGGUCUCGGUAUGGGUCACCAGGCUGCUACUGGUCUGAACUUGUUCUUCCAAUGGUUCUGCUAUGUCACGCCCAUCCUGGGUGCUAUCAUUGCUGACCAGUACCUCGGCAAGUACAAGACCAUUUUGGUUUUCUGUGCUUUCUACUGGGUCGGUCUCGUCAUUCUCUGGACAACCUCGCUGCCCGUUGCUAUGGAAAAUGGUGCUGGCAAGGCAGGAUACAUCGUCUCGAUUAUCGUGAUCGGUCUCGGUACCGGUGGCAUUAAGUCCAACAUCGCUCCUCUGAUCGCUGACCAGUACCAACGUCGUGUUAUGGCCGUGAAGACUGAGGCCAACGGCGAGCGCGUCAUCAUCGACCCCGCCGUUACAUACCAGCGCAUCUACAUGAUCUUCUACUGGUGCAUCAACUUGGGAUCUUUGUCUUUGAUGGCUACUCCCUUCAUGGAGAAGUACAAGGGAUUCUGGACUGCCUACUUGAUGUGCUUCUGCGUUUUCAACGUUGGCAUUGCGACGCUGGUGUUGCGCCGCAAGACGUUCGUCAACCGUCCUCCCCAGGGCUCAGUCAUCACCGACGCUUUCAAGGCCCUUGGUCUGAUGAUCGCUUCCCGGAACAUGGAUGCCGCCAAGCCCUCUUGGCGUGCCGCGCAUGGAAAGGAGAAGCCUGUGCCCUGGAACGACCACUUCAUUGAUGAGCUGAAGAGAGCUCUCAGAGCCUGCAAGGUCUUCGUGUUCUACCCGAUCUUCUGGGUCUGCUACGGACAGUUCUCGACCAACUUCGUCACCCAGGCCGGCCAGAUGGAAGGUCACGGCAUGCCGAACGACUUCAUGCAGAACUUCGACCCCAUCUCCAUUCUGGUCUUCACGCCGAUCCUCGACAAGCUCGUCUACCCCCUCUUGCGUAAGGCCGGUAUCGAGUUGAAGCCCAUUGUCCGCAUCACCAUUGGUUUCUGGCUCGGCGCUCUUUGCAUGGCAUACGCAGCCAUCGUGCAGCACCUGAUCUACAAGGCCGGCCCCUGCUACGAUGCCCCCGGUGCAUGCCCCGAGGGCAUGAGCAACGGCGCGUCUCUCCCCAACCACGUGCACAUUGCCGUCCAGACACCCGCCUACGUCUUCAUCGGACUUUCUGAGAUUUUCAUCUCCGUCACCGGUCUCGAGUAUGCCUACACCAAGGCCCCGCCGAGCAUGAAGUCGUUCGUUCAGAGUAUCUACCUGUUCACCAACGCCUUCGGCUCUGCCAUUUCUGAGGCGCUGGUUUCCGUGGCCGUCGACCCCAAGUUCUUGUGGAUGUACACUGGCGUGGCGUGCUCCUCUUUCGUUGUUGGAAUCAUCUUCUACUUCACUUUCCGUCAUUACGAUGCCGAGGAGGACGCGAUGUAUGCGUUGGACCGUGACCAACCUGUCUUGACUCACAACGGCGUCAAGAACCCCGAGUCCGAAGAGUAG
This is a messenger RNA of Colletotrichum karsti, 1731 nucleotides long. Its product is annotated as MFS peptide transporter. The record is from RefSeq and is a predicted model, not a curated record. Gene Ontology annotation, biological process: transmembrane transport; oligopeptide transport. Gene Ontology annotation, cellular component: fungal-type vacuole; plasma membrane. The transcript is spliced from 4 exons. Bases 1 to 1731 code for a protein of 576 amino acids. Gene Ontology annotation, molecular function: dipeptide transmembrane transporter activity; tripeptide transmembrane transporter activity. NCBI's taxonomy places the organism in Eukaryota, Fungi, Ascomycota, Sordariomycetes, Glomerellales, Glomerellaceae.